This is a messenger RNA of Musca domestica (house fly), 3043 nucleotides long. RefSeq names its product protein anachronism. Lineage: Eukaryota; Metazoa; Arthropoda; Insecta; Diptera; Muscidae. The transcript is spliced from 5 exons. Bases 908 to 2317 code for a protein of 469 amino acids. The record is from RefSeq and is a predicted model, not a curated record.
CAAACAAAUGCACAAAGACAUAAUACCAUGCACCUCAGUGGUGGUAUUCAAUGCAGAUGACAAUCAUAAAUAUUCAUUAUGACCUAUAUUAGAUUAUAUGAUCAAUUGGAUAUGCAAAAUAUGUCCUUCAAUUUACGACAAUAACAAACAAAUUUUUGCCGAACAAAACCGAAAAAGACGCACAUUUCCACACUUCGUUCUAAUGAAUUUGCAUUGUGGCCGCUGAUUUGUUGUUUGCACCGAAUUUAGAAGACAUGCAACAGCUAUACGGAAAUUCCAUGUCUCGCCCAUCAAGGACGUUGUCAAUAAAAAUUAUGCUCAAUAUCCAGAGAACGACACAAUAAUUGUGCAUUUUGACAGUCCCAGACACAGACACACGCCGACACAAAAAAAUCAAAAAAGUCUCACAAAUUGGAAAUCAAAAUUAAAUUGAAAAUAAACUUAUUAGAAAUAACAACAAAAUGGUUUAUUUGUUUGUGACUUUUUGGUGUUGUGCUUUUGUUUACAAAUUUCGCAAUUCUCAUCGUCCUCCAUCGUCCGCUUGGUAUGCUGCCUAAUCAAAUAAAAGAUAAACGCCACGCCGAGGAGAAAAAAAGUUAUGAGACGAAGAAAAAAAAAAUACUUUUAUUUUCAUUCAAUUAUUUAUUUUUUUAUUCUUGUAUUGUCAUGCACACGUCUGGUCUCAAAUUUUGAUUUGAAAGUCUAAUUUAUUUGUGAAAGCAUCAACGUCAGAGGCUUAUGUGUACGCUUGCGGGAGUGUUCUGAAUUUGCUCUGACAUAUCAUGGUUCAUCUUCACUCAAGUAUCUCAUUCGACUGAUAUUCUGUAUAAAUGAUAUAAAAACUCGCAUCAGCAAUGCCCUGCAGACGAAAAACUCCGAGGAAAAUAUUGAAUACCCGCUGCAUGAAAUGGCUGCAUAUCCGACAUGUAAUUCGGAGAAGACCGAAGCUUCGUGGCUAAAUGAUAACAAUAUAACCAUACAAUUCUCCAGCACCCUGUUUGAGCAGAAAAUGCAAAAUCUUAACUUAGAUUCGGCCAUAUUGCGUCUUUUCAAAAUCAAUCCGAAUGACACGCGAGAUAAUCAGGAACUGGCCAGUGGGGUAUCGAAUAAUGGCGACAACGACGGUGAUGAUGAUGUUUCCGAUGAUACCACAAAACUAAAGCGAUGUGCUGAACCCACACUGGAUGCCCAGAUACGUGUCACCGUGUCGAUUGUCCAGCAAACGAGACGUAAUAAACGUGGUGUGUAUGAACGUAAGAAGCGCAUCUGCAACACCAUCAUGAUGAAUGUCUCAACCACGGGUUGGGUGGAAAUCGAUAUUCGCCGUGCCAUUUAUAUUUGGGAGAAUGUUGGCAAACAAAUGGAACAGAAUCAACAGAGCCGUCCUCCUGUCCUGGUGGGCUAUCUCAUGAUUGAAGUUCACGACGAAGAGGAGCAGCCAUUAAAGCCAGGUUUAUUCUUUAAACCGCCAAGUUGCAAUCAGGCAGAUCUUGCAAUCCCAUGGAACUACUACAGACCGUACUCGCCUUCGUCUCCAUUUGCAACGCUCGAGGUGCCAAGGUACCCAAGAUUAGAUGUGAAAUUAAUUGGCUAUGCCUCGUUUGCACCGAUUAAUCAACCAGAAGCCCAACCAGAUACUGUCUAUGCUAGUCUUAAAGAUAAACUAUUCAAUUUAACGCAUAAAACCAGUUCCAGUGAAGCCGAUAGCGAAUCAACCACACAAAUAUCCUCAGCCGCCAAUAAUCAUUUGCAGGAGGUCAGCAGCGAUCCGGAAGAUGAAGAAGAACAUUUACACCACAAGCGACAUUUGAAAGGACAACAGUUGAAAGAAACCAUUGAAGAUGUCGAGGAGCAGGAGGAAGAGAAUGGAGAGACCGAAACUGUUGAAGACGAUAAUGAACAAAUCGAAGAUAGCGAAGCAGAAGAAGUAAUGCCAGCCGAAACGGUUGAAUAUAAUUAUAGAAAUCAUCCCAGACAUCGUCGUCAUCAUCAUCGUGAGCAUCAUGAGAAGCUGGGACAGCAGCAUUAUCGUCGUAAUCAUGAAAAACAGGAACAUCGUCCGUUACGGGAUAAUAAUGAAAAGACUAUUUUUGAGGAUUCCGUUACACCCCAUAAUGAUUAUGACAAUGUCCAUCAUCCUCAUCGACGUCACCGUUUCAGUACCGAACAGUCAGCAGAUCCGGUUGAACUCACCAUUGAAGCGGAGCAACAUGAAACAAAACUCUUGCAACAUAUUGUCCAUAAGUUACAACAAGAACAAAAACAAUUAUUGUUAUUGCACCAACAACAAGAGCAGACGCCAACUUAUGCAAUUUAGAUGCCACUGAAAUGAGAUUAAGAGAUCUAAAUCAUUCCUCAACAGGGUCAUUUUGAAACCCCGUUUUCCGUAUUCCAGAAAUUGAAUAUUGAGCUUGCCAUGCACUCGCCUCUACAUUUCUUUUAAAGAUUGGUCCUCAGAGAAAAAGUGAUUCACUGGAUUUUGUGAUCCGAUACCAUUCGAGGUCAUUCCGAAACAUUAAAUAAUUAGACCUCCACAAAAUACCAUGAAAAUUUUAGGCCUCCAUUAGGAAAGCUGCAGCACUGGGGAAAUUUCUCCAAGCAGUCCCUAAUGGAAAGCAAAAUAUCAUGCAUUUAAAAAAAAUCAAAGAAAAAAUUAAUUUCAAAAUAUCAAAUGUCGUUUACCAUAAAAUUUUAUUAAUAAUUUUAAAUUGAGCAACAUUUUCGAAAUCAAAACAAUAUUUUAACAAUAUUCUACAUAUCAUUUAUUUGAAUAUUUCCCCCGUUAGUUUUAAGCCUAUAUCGUAGGUCUAUUUAUAUGAAAUAAGUAACGAAGGCUGGUUUACUUAAACGAAACAUUUCAGAUGCAUACGCAAAGGUAUUGGAAAUAAGGCUAUUUCAAUAAAUGUGGUGUAAUAUUAAAUAUUUAACAACAAUAUAUAAUAAAAUUAAACAACAUUAAAAAAAUACUGAAAUUAUGAGGAAACCUUGCUGCACUUCCUGUGAUUAUUUAUUGAAGAAACAAAGAAAAAAUUCAACAGCAAAA